AUGAAAAAAUAUAACAAAAAAAAUCAAAAAUUUAUUGAUACUUUAUAUGAAAUUUUUUUACCUAAAGGAUAUCCUACUUCAGUAACUGGAGAUUAUUUAGAAUAUCAAUUUUGGGAUUCUUUGCAAGCUUUUGCAUCAUCAAUGAAUGGAGCCCUGGCUACACAGGCAAUUUUAAAAGGCGUUGGUGUAGGUAAUGAGAAAGCUACAGCUUUGGCUGCUACAAUAACAUGGCUUUUAAAAGAUGGUUCAGGAAUGAUUGGAAGAAUUUUAUUUGCUUGGAAAAAAGGCACAGAUUUAGAUAGAUACUCUAAAACAUGGAGACUACUAGCUGACAUUUUAAAUGAUAUAUCAUUUUUUAUAGAUAUAUUUUCAUCAUGGAUAACAUAUUAUCCUUUAUUUUUUUCGUUUCUUUGUUUUUCAUCUAUAUUAAAAUCAAUUGUUGGAGUUGCUGGUGGUGUUACCAGAACAGUAGUAGUACAACAUCAAGCAAUAAAAGAUAAUAUAGCAGAUGUUUCUGCUAAAGAUGGAAGUCAAGAAACUUUGCUUAAUCUUGUAUCACUUAUUAGUAGCUUAAUGUUGUUACCAUUAGUACAUGAAAACGAAAUAUUAAUAUGGAUAUCAUUUGUUAUUUUAACAUUUAUUCAUUUAUUUUCUAACUAUAACGCUGUAAAGUCGCUAAAAUUUUCUGUUUUUAAUCAAGAAACAUAUCAUAUUGUAGUGAAGGAAUACAUAAAUGGAAAUCUUCAAAAUCUUAAUAUAAAUUUUAUUAAUAAAGAAGAACCUUUGUUUAAAUCUCAUAUUACUAAAAAAAGAUAUUUAGGAUAUAAUUUAAACAAUGAUAUAGCUAAGAAAGAAAAAUAUUUAUCUUAUGAAGGCAAAGAUUAUACAAUAUUUUAUCAAGAAAACGAAAUAUUUAUUAACUUUAAAGAAACAUCAACUGUUACAUCUGAGUUUCAUGCAUUGUUCGUACUUGAAUAUUAUCUACAAACAAAUGAAUAUCCAAAAAAUAGUUCCUUUGAUAAUUUUAUACAUGAAUUACAAAUAAAUAAAUGGAAUCUAACAAGACAUCAUUUUGCCAUUGAAAAAAAUGACGAUGAUGUUAAAGAUUGUUUUAUUUUAACCGGCGCAUAA
Messenger RNA from Strongyloides ratti, 1131 nucleotides. Its product is annotated as UPF0420 protein C16orf58. NCBI's taxonomy places the organism in Eukaryota, Metazoa, Nematoda, Chromadorea, Rhabditida, Strongyloididae. The record is from RefSeq and is a predicted model, not a curated record. The transcript has 3 exons. Bases 1 to 1131 code for a protein of 376 amino acids.